Molecule: messenger RNA, 1519 nt
Organism: Lotus japonicus
Lineage: Eukaryota; Viridiplantae; Streptophyta; Magnoliopsida; Fabales; Fabaceae
Exons: 2
Coding region: 144-1238 (364 amino acids)
Molecular function (GO): nucleotide binding
Source: RefSeq, a predicted model, not a curated record
AUAUUUUAAAACCUUAGACAACCAAUCUUCUAUAGGUCAUCACAGGAUACAUGACUCAUCCUUGUUAAUUAUAAUUAAGCACCCACUCAGUGAUCACUAAUCACUAACAUCUCCAAUAUUCUUCAACUCUUGGUCACAAAAAUAUGGCCGAUGAAACGGCAGUGCGUUUUGGCAUUCUAGGCUGUGCUAACAUCUCCAUCAAACUCAGCAAAGCCAUAGAGACAGCACCAAACGCCACCCUCCGGGCUAUAGGCAGUCGUUCCCUGGAGAAGGGAACGACCUUCGCGGCGGAGCACGGCUUGCCAGAGGAGGUUAGGAUUUACGGGAGCUAUGAGGCUGUUGUGGAGGAUGAUGAGGUGGACGCCGUGUACGUCCCUCUUCCGACCGGGCUGCACGUGGCAUGGGCGGUGAGGGCCGCGGAAAGGGGGAAGCACGUGCUGCUGGAGAAGCCGGUGGCGAUGAACGUGGCGGAGCUUGACCGGAUUCUGGAGGCAUGUGAGGCUCAUGGAGUGCAGUUCAUGGACGGGACCAUGUGGGUGCACCAUCCUCGAACGGCGAAGAUGAAGGAGGCCUUGUCAGAUGCGCAGCGUUUUGGUCAACUCAAAUUGAUACACAGUUUCAUGGCGUAUAACCCUGGCCCAGAGUUCAUCAACCACAGCAUCCGUGCAAAGCCAGAGUUAGACGGCCUUGGCGCCUUGGGCGACGUUGGCUGGUACAGCAUCCGAGCCAUACUAUGGGCCGUGGACUACGAGCUUCCAAAAUCAGUACUCGCAUUCCCCGGCACCGCCUUCAAUGAAAAUGGUGUCAUCAUCUCUUGCGGUUCUUCAUUGCACUGGGAAGAUGGAAGAUCUGCCACCUUCCACUGUUCUUUCUUAACUUACUUAGCCUUCGAGGUUACCAUCUUGGGCUCCAAAGGGUCUCUUCAUCUCCAAGACCUUACUCUUCCGUUUGAGGAGAAUUUCGGGUGUGGAACCUUCUCAGAGGCCUCAGAGGUUGAUUAUGGGAAGAUUGAGCCGGGAAGGUGGUGCCCGAAGGCAAAUGAGCAUGUUGUGGAGACAGAGUUCACUCAAGAGGUGUUAAUGGUGAAAGAGUUUGCUGAUUUAGUUCGGAAGAUUAAGAGGGGUGAGAUGAAGCCUGAGAAGGCGUGGCCUGUUGAGAGUAGAAAGACUCAGGUGGUGUUGGAUGCGGUGAAGGAGUCCAUUGAGAGAGGUUACCAGCCUGUUCAAAUUGGGAGUUAGAUAUUAUGGUACAUGUAUUUUGUACACAAGAGAGUUGUGAUGUGGAAUAGUUCUUAUAUAUGCACAAAAUGUCUAGUAAUGAACAAUCAAAUUAAAGUUCAAGGUGAUUUUAGGAUGAUUUUGAUGUAAGCUUUGAUGUUACUAUAUUUUGAUAUUUAUGUUACUACAUUUUGAUUUUUAAUUUAGUUGCAGCGAAUUAUGGUUUGCAUAUUUGCAACUAUCAAGUGUGUUUUAUUGUUGUAAGAUUAUGGUUAUUGAAUAUGUGCAAUUCUUGCUGAUUA